Messenger RNA from Racocetra persica, 1579 nucleotides. The record is from the annotation of a GenBank genome assembly. NCBI's taxonomy places the organism in Eukaryota, Fungi, Glomeromycota, Glomeromycetes, Diversisporales, Gigasporaceae.
AUGAAAACGUUGAAGUUCUUGCAACUAAAGAGCCGGAACCCUGGAGGCCGACAAAGCAGGCACAGCUUCGGUUUCUUUCGUACCCAAGAUGAAGGUAUAUCAAAUAUUCCUCCUAAACCGGAGAGAGAAAAAGAUUUUUCAUCAACUUUAAAAACUUAUCUUACGAAAAAAAAGAAUCGAAGUCAAAGAGAUCAAACAGCGUCUCGUGAGGUUCGUGCCUCUGCUGUUGAAGCCUUUACCAUAAAUGGUCUAAAGGAAGAAAUACGACAACGGGAGGCUACGCUGGAGGCCUUAAAUAAAAGGAUUAAAAGUAUAGAGUCAGAAAGAGAUCGAGCGAAAGUAGAAUUAGAAGAAGCCCAGACGCAGCUCAAGGAGCGUAGUCAUGAGGUCCGGGACCUUAAGGCCUUGCUCCCGGAACCUGAAUUAGAUAAAACAAAAUCCGAACUUAAAGUUCGAGAAGGAGAAAUAAGAGAAUUAAAUUUUUCAUUACUUGAAUGUGCACAUGAUUUACAAGCAGCUAAAACAGACCUUUCAGCUACAAUAAGUGAAAGGGAUGCAGCACUUUAUGAUAUACAAAAACAAUUAAAAGAACGAGAAAAACUUGUACAGACACAUGCAAAACAAAUACUUUCUCUUCAACAAGAACUUGAGUCAGCACGAAUGGAUCUUCACACUACACGGGAAGAACUUGAAGCAACACAAACCAAAUGUAAUGCAGAAAUAGAUGCAACACAAGCAAUGUGUUCAGCAGAAAUUGAAGCAACUAAAGCAAAAUGUAUAGCAGAAAUAGGAGUUAUAAGAGCGAAAUACGCAGCAGAACUCCAUGCUACAAAAGAAGAACAUGCAGAUGAAUUAGAGGCCACCAAAGCACAGCUUUCAUUUUUCAAAUCACAACUUGAUUCGACUAAAGCACAACUUUCUUUUACCAAAUCCAAACUUGAGUGGGCAAAAGCAGAUUUAUCAUCUAUUAAAUCAUUAUUGGAUACAGCAAAAUCAGAUCUUGCCACCACGAAUAAUAAAUUAAAACGAACAACAGCAGAAUUAGAAGCAGUUAAAGAAGAAGUUGAUGAAUAUAUAGAUAUGAUGGCAUAUAGAGAUGGACUCACUUCUUUAAUAAUAUCAGUUUAUCAAGAAGAUAUUCGAAAUGAAAAAGAACGAACAGAAUCAGAACUUGAAGAUACACAAGAACAAUUAAAUAAAAUUAAAUCUACACAUGAAAAAGAGAAAAAGGCAAAUGCCAAAACUAUAAAACAAUUAACAAAUCAAAUUCAAAAUUUGACAAAUUCACAAGUUCAAGAAAAAUCUAAAAUAUAUCAACUUGAAACCGAUAAUGCUAAAUUACGGAAACAACUUGAGCAAACGAAAACGCAAGCCGCAGAAGAAAUAGCGUGUUUACAUGCCCAAGUUGAAACGUUAUUGGCUACAUCAAAAGCACAAGAUAUUAUUAAUGAAACACCUAUUUCUACCGCCAACAUAUCAACACCACCAGAAUCCCCAUGUAAUUCGCGACCAAGUAGUGACCUCUUUAAUGAAAUGACAAGUGAAUCAAAUAGUAUACCCGAUGGUAUAAUUAAUGGAG